Haliotis rufescens (red abalone) is the source of this 6054-nucleotide messenger RNA. RefSeq lists its product as uncharacterized. Gene Ontology annotation, molecular function: nucleic acid binding. Bases 1 to 6054 code for a protein of 2017 amino acids. NCBI's taxonomy places the organism in Eukaryota, Metazoa, Mollusca, Gastropoda, Lepetellida, Haliotidae. The transcript has a single exon. Gene Ontology annotation, biological process: DNA integration. The record is from RefSeq and is a predicted model, not a curated record.
AUGGCGUUACAACCAGAUACUAAUACUGUUAGAUCUUCCAGAUCACAUAGUCUUAGUUACAGUGAAAGGUCACUUGGUUCAAGAAGUAAGUCCUCAAAAAUUUCUGUGAUAUCUGGACUAAGUGAAUCUCAGUCUGCAGUGGUAAGACAGCAAAGAACAGGAGCUCAGCUUGACGAACUCGUGCUUAGGAUGCAGGAGGAUUUCAGAGUUGAUGAGCAAUUGCAGGCAUUAGAUGACCAGGCCUAUGCUGCACGCUUAGCCGCUGAGGAUGAGGUGAAUGCCGCUAAGAGACGGACAGAAGAAAUAGAGCGUGACGCUAUUCGCCGCAGAGAGGUACUAAAUACUCAACUGUCAAGACAGAGACAACUGAGACAAGCUCAACAGAACUUUGCUGAAGCAACCCUAAUUGCUACCAUGGUAAAUGAAGACCCCAACAGCAAUGCAGAAAAUGUACAACCUCCAGAGGAACUAACAGAACAACCAAGUUUUGAUGGUAACAUUCAAAUACAGUCAGUAACUCGACAGGUCCCACCUACUGCUGACCCUAAUGCCAUUCAGUCUGGCAAUGUAAGUAAUACUAAUAAUACAGAGCAGCUUACAAUUCCUGACACCUCCCAAAUUUUACCCUCUGGUGACAGUCAAACCCUUGGGAACCAGAUACAGCGGGGACCAGAUCCAUCUGACAGAGUACAUCCUGGUGUACUUCAUCAAGUGAUUAACCCUAAUCCUGGUAACCUGACAACUUGUAUGCCAGUAUACAGACAGAAUGACUAUUUUCAAGGUCAGAUGUUAAACAGUGCCCAACAAAUCACAACAAACGACAUGUCAAGUACUUUCCCAACAGCCACUGGUGUACUUACACAGCAACCUUCCCUGGUGGGUUAUGGUACUGGUAUUGGUUCAUAUCCAAGGAGCAACCCCCAGGUAAGUUUUCCACCAGCAAUGGUAGUGCCUCAGCCAUUGUUCUUGGAUUCUCAAGCAUUUCCGUUACCGAAUAUGCCAUAUCAACAGUCACAGCCACAACAGCAUCAAGCGCUCCAACCAGAUAUUCCUACAUUGCCUCCAACCGAACAACCAACACAACUGCCAGCGAUUACUGGGAUGAUACCUCAGGUUGGCACACCUAACCUCACCGAACUGUUGAUUUCCUCAUCUUAUGGCAUACCAAGACCAACAUUACCCAAUUUCACCAGUGGAAGAGAAAAAGACUUUGCCUUGCUUAAGAUGGCACUGGAUAACCUGGUGAAUAUUCAUCCACACCUUACGGAACAGUACAAAUACCAAGUUUUACUUGACAAACUUGGAGGCAGUGCGAAGCGCCUAGCUGAGGCAUUUAUGCAUGAUCCCAAACCUUUCACAGCAGCCUUGCAAGCACUGAAGGACAAGUAUGGUCAGCCGAGACAACUUGUACAAAGUGAGAUUGGUAUACUCAUGAAUAUGCCAGCACUAAGAUAUGGUGACUUUGAUGGGUUUGACAGUUUUGCCCUAUCAGUCCAUUCCCUUGUCGGUAUGCUCAAGUCACUUGAGGGAGAGACUGGUUAUGAACUGAGAUGUGGGUCACAUGUUGACCGCCUGAUCGGCAAGCUACCCCCAGGUUAUCGAGAUAGUUUUGUAGAACAUUGUAUCAACCGUGAUAUCCUCAAGGCUGACAGUGACCAGACCUACACAUUGUGUCAUUUGUCAGACUGGCUGCAGACAAAAUCACGUGCAAAGCGUAUAGCUAACCAGGCCACAGCACUAUACAAAAUGGAGAGUACUAAACCUGACAGGAGGUAUCUGUCACGGACAAGUCAGAAGGGGUCUGCACCUACGGCUUUAUUCUAUGCAAGGGAAUCCAAACCAUUUGAACAGAAACCUGGAUCUUCUGCUAGGAGUCACGUGACCAAGCCUUUCUGUCCAUACUGUAACAGCAAUGAACACUUCCUGAAUAUAUGUCCAGGAUUGAAGAAACUAACAGUGAACCAGGUACAUGACUGGUUACAUGACGGCAAGCGAUGUUGGAAAUGUGGGCGCACACAUCAGCCAGACAUGUGCACCCUCAAGAAACCAUGUCACAUAUGUAAGGAAGUGCACUUGACUGUCUUGCAUGAGGCUAUACAGCAUACAGCCUCCAAAGUGUAUUCUGUGAAAGUCAGUACAGACAAAGUGUACACUGAUCAACCCUCAUAUCCUCCUAAUGUCAUGCUAAAGGUUGUCAAAGUGUUGCUAUAUGGUGAAAGUGGUAUGAUGGAGACUCAUGCAAUCUUGGAAGACGGUUCCAUGAGAACUAUGGUGUUACAAUCAACCGUUCAUGACCUAAAACUUCAGACAAAGCCGGACAGUAUAUUGCUUACCACAAUCAACAAGGAGCCAUUCAGGUGUAAUGGACACUCAGUUGACCUGCAAAUAUCUCCUAUCAGCAAACCAAACAUCAGGUACAAGAUUAAGGGUGCCUUCACUGCAGAUAACUUGUGUAUGUCCGAGUACACAUAUCCAGUUGAAUCCCUGCAAAGGCUUUGGCCGCAUUUGCAAAAGUUACCAAUACCUAACAUUGAUGGAGCUCGGCCAACUAUUCUCAUUGGAGCGGACAAUGCCCAUCUCAUUCUUCCCAAUGAACCAGUUCAGUUUGGACCCAUCAAUGCGCCUAUUGCAGUGUCUACCAAACUUGGUUGGUCCCUCCAGGGUUUAUCUAGUGAAUCUGGACCAAAGAACACCAAGUGUAUGCUUAUACACAGCACCAAUAAUUCAGAUCUUGUGGAGAGCAUUGAGCGAUUGUGGCAAAUCGACACGUUGCCUUUCACCGAGAAACAUGUGACACGCUCCAAGCAGGAUAAACAGGCAAUUGAGACUCUAGAAUCUGAAACUAUCAGGAUGGAUGUCGAUGGUGUUAGUCACUAUGCCACCCCACUGUUACGCACACAGGAUGGAAUCUGCUUCAAAACAGAUCAACAAAUGGUUAUGCCUACACUCAGGCGCACUGAAAGGCGACUAAGAGAUCGUCCGGACCUUUCAAGAAUCCACAAUGACCAAAUCAAGAAGCUAGUUGAGGCAGGAUAUGUAAAGAAACUCACCAAGGAGGAAGUGGAGAAAUCAGAAGAAUCCUGGUAUUUUCCUCACCACAUUGUUGAACACAAUGGGAAGUUUCGCCCGGUAUUUAACUGCUCCUUCGAGCACAACGGACAAAUCUUGAACAAGCACCUUCUGCCUGGGCCAACAGUCGGAUCAUCACUGCUUGGUGUCUUUCUUCGGUUCCGGCAACAUGCAGUUGCUAUAUCAGGAGACAUAAAAGCCAUGUUCCAUCAAGUAAGACUGCUUUCUCAUGACAAACCUCUUCUGCGUUUCAUUUGGCGAAACAUGGAACAUGAUCGCCCUCCAGAUGUGUACGAAUGGCAAGUCCUACCAUUCGGCACCACCUGCUCGCCAUGUUGUGCCAGUUAUGCUUUAUGGAAACAUGUCUCGGAUCAUAAAGCUGGCAAUGAAGAAGUACUCAAAUCUGUAGAGGAAUCAUUCUAUGUUGACAAUUGCUUGCAUAGCCUACCUACAGCAACAGAAGCCAAGGAACUUGUACGGAAAAUGAGAGACUUGCUUGCACAAGGUGGUUUCAACAUUAGGCAGUGGACCAGCAAUAUUCCAUCCGUUGUGGCAGACCUUCCGUCCGAUGCUAGAUCGGAAAAUACAGAACUUUGGCUUACCCUCGGCCAGGGUGACUCACUGGAGCCAGCCCUAGGCUUGCGUUGGAAAUGUGAAUCUGAUGAGCUCACCUACAAACACAGAACCAUAGAGUAUGAAGAGCUUACCAUGAGAGUGAUCUACAGGGUUCUUGCUAGUCAGUAUGAUCCCAUCGGCUACUUGGCACCAUUCCUUGCACGAGCCAAAAUCAUAGUACAGGACUUGUGGAAGUCAAAGAGAAACUGGAAUGACCCUAUAGAAAAGGGGGACAUCUGUGAAAGAUGGCUGACCUGGGAAAAGGAGCUAGAAGAAAUCCCAAUGGUUACUCUACCAAGGUGUUACACACCCCAUAGUGUGGACUCUGGAAGUGCAGACCGACAACUACACAUCUUUUGUGAUGCUUCUGAAAGAGUGUAUGGUUCAGUAGCAUACUUGCGCACAACAGACGAAGGAGCAAACAUCUAUGUCAGUUUCCUUAUGGCACGAUCGAAGGUUUCCCCAAAGAAACAGCUGUCUAUGCCACGCCUAGAACUAUGUGCAGCCCUCACUGGUGCUCAGCUAGCUGAUGUGUUGUGCAAGGAAUUAACUUUACCAAUCCAGAAAGUGAUAUUUUGGAGUGACUCUACUACUGUACUUGGUUGGCUGAAGUCAGAAUCAUGCAGAUACAAGGUAUUCGUUGGAACACGAGUAUCUGAAAUCCAGAAUCUCACAGAUGUACAGAACUGGCGGUAUGUUGACACACAGAGAAAUCCUGCCGAUGACAUUACUCGAGGCAAACUGCUCAGAGAACUCUGCAAGGAAUCGCGGUGGAAGGAUGGGCCAGAUUUCAUGCACCAGACACCUGAUCAUUGGCCAGUUACCCCAGGGACAAUAGACUCUGACAACACAGAGAUAAAGAAAUCUGUGAUGUGUGGCACAAUUGUUGUGAAUACACCUCAGCUGCCAGAUGCAGGACAGUACACUUCCUGGGACGUGUUUGUGGCUGAUGUUAAAGAGUCCUUUGAUGGGGCGACCUUCCCGGAAAAUGCUCAACCCCUGACCGCUGAACGGUUUGAACAAAUAGAGAACCAUCUCUAUCAACUAGUGCAAAUAGAAUCAUUCCCCCAGGAAUUCACAUCACUAAAAUCAGGUAAACGAUUGCCUCCAGACAGCAGGCUCCUACAGCUUGACCCUAUCUAUGAUGCAGAAUCAGAUCUGAUCAGAGUAGGAGGACGCUUACAGAGAGCUGAAUCUCUAAAUACAGGCAUCAAACAUCCAAUUCUUCUUGACCCACAACAUUUUAUAACAAAGUUGCUCAUCCGGGAUCAAGAUGAGAAGCUCUUACACUAUGGUCAGGAGCGUAUACUCGCAGAGAUAAGACGCAGAUUUUGGAUAUUGAGGGGACGAGAAGCGAUUCGACGCCAUCAGCGUCAGUGUUCCACCUGUCAGAAAUGGCGCUCAAACCCGAGGACACAGAAAAUGUCUGACUUGCCACCACCACGUCUGCGACUUUUCAAACCACCAUUCUUCUCAACGGGAGUUGAUUGCUUCGGACCAAUGCAUGUGAAGGUUGGACGUCGCUCAGAGAAACGAUGGGGUUUGAUUUUUAAAUGUAUGACCACCCGUGCGGUGCAUUUAGACAUACUCAGGAGCAUGGACUCGGAUGCAUUCCUCAUGGCAUUUCGCCGAUUCGCUUCACUGAGAGGCAAACCUUACGAACUCAUCUCAGACCAAGGUUCCAAUUUCCGAGGUGCUAAAACAGAGUUGCAGGAGGCACUUGCAAGUAUGGAACCAGACCUUGCUGAACAACUGGCUCGCCAUAAGGUCAGAUUUGUGUUCAAUCCUCCUCAUGCACCACACUUCGGAGGUGUUUGGGAAAGAGAGAUUAAAUCUGUGAAAUAUGACCUCCGAGUGGCACUAGGAGAUCAGACAGUGACAGAACCUGUGUUACGUACCAUUCUAGCGGAGGUGGCAGGGAUUGUGAAUUCUAAGCCAUUAGCCUACGUUUCAUCAGAUGUCAGAGAUGUGGACCCAGUUACACCAAACAUCCUGCUGAUUGGCCGCCAUGAUGCUUCUCUUCCACAAGUCGUCUAUCCGGCUGAUGAACUUUUAAGCAGACGCAGAUGGCGCCACAGUCAAGUUCUGGCCGACCACUUUUGGGUACACUUUGUCAAAUAUUAUCUUCCUGAUAUGCAGCUGCGCACAAAAUGGCAGAAAGAAAGACAAAACUUGAAGAUGAAUGACGUUGUCAUGAUAGUUGAUCCACAGCUCUUAAGAGCUCAGUGGCCUGUUGGUAGAGUCACGAAAACCUACCCUGGAACAGAUGGAUGUGUUCGCACUGCCACUGUCAGUGUGAAAGACAAGGAGUACACCAGACCAAUCACAAGACUCAUCCCACUACCGGAAUGUGCGGAUGACGAAAAUUGA